CAGUGCUCCCCGCCUUCCUUUAUAAUUCCUCCGUUUGCUGAUCACGAACGCUUAAGAACGCAGAUCAGGACGCGCGUUGUUCUCAGAUGACGCUUGUUUCUCAAACCUACGGUCUUUUGGUAAGGUUCUCCUCUGACGUCACGGCCCCGCCCACUCAAGUUCUGUUUGAUCGCUGCGCGCUGCUGUUGACAGAGAGCUGCCGCGAGCUCGUGCUUGGAGGCGAUUAAACGGCGAUAAGCGGCAGCGGGCUGUCGUUAUUCGGUUACCGAGGGGGGCUCGGUGGGUUAUCACUUUAAACAUGUUCACCUAACCCAUCCUGAGCGGUAGUAAUGCGCUCACGAGUUCGUGAGGCGGCCGAUUGUCAUUUUGACUUAGCUCGCGUUCGCUUAGCCUCCACAGGCUAAUUAAUUAACCCAUAUUGUGAGGUAAAUAUCCACUCUAAAUCAUCGGAAACGGGACAAACACAGCAGAACGACGAUCUACAACGAGGACCGGUGCUGUUUCGUCGUUUUGAACGAACGCGAAGGAUUAACGGCAGGUGGAGCUGUGACGUCUGUGUCUAUGAGAACGUCACGCAGCAUGCACAGAAACUGAGAAGACACUCGUUCAACAUGAUGUCCCCCCCGCCCUCAACUCAGCCAUAGGAACACACACACACACACACACGCGUGAGAAGAACACACACCAUCACACUACAGCCCCAGGUGUGUCAGGGUUUGUGAGGUGUGUGUUUUGAGGGAUCAUGUCUGUGGUCUUCACACCCGACGGGAUGAAGGAGGGCGAUGCUUCCGCAGGCAUCAGUGGCCAAAGCAGCCCAUCGGCGCUCGCUAAAGACCCCAACGCCGACAGCACAGAACCAGACGACAGCCUCUCCCAGGACGCACAGCGACGCUGUCAGAAUCACGGCCACACCAGGAAACGAGCAAAGUCGAAUGCAAAGGUCAAGCUGGUGAGGAGUCUUGCAGUUUGUGAAGAGUCUUUUUCAAGCGACGGUCCUCUAGAAUCACAGGACAUCAUUCAGCUUCACAUCAGCUGUCCAUCGGAUAAAGAGGAGGAGAAAUCCUCGAAAGAUGAGUAUGAGAAUGAGGAAAGGGAAAAGAAAGAUAAAACUCCACGAAAGAUGCUCUCGCGUGACUCCAGUCAGGAAUACACUGAUUCCACAGGGAUAGAUGUGCACGAGUUCCUGGUGAACACACUGAAGAACAACCCCAGAGACAGAAUGAUGCUGCUCAAGCUGGAACAGGAUAUCCUGGAUUUCAUUAAUGAUGACAAUAAUCAGUAUAAGAAGUUUCCUCAGAUGACCUCUUAUCAUCGGAUGCUGCUGCAUCGAGUCGCUGCUUACUUCGGCAUGGAUCACAACGUGGACCAAACCGGCAAAGCUGUCAUCAUCAACAAGACCAGCAACACACGCAUCCCCGAGCAGAGGUUCUCUGAGCACAUUAAAGAUGAGCGCAGCAUGGACUUCCAGAAGAAGUUCAUCCUGAAGCGAGACGAUGCCAGCAUGGAUAAAGAUGAUAAUCAGAUCCGGGUCCCGCUGCAGGACGGCCGGCGCAGUAAGUCCAUCGAGGAGCGAGAGGAGGAGUACCAGCGCGUCAGGGAUCGCAUCUUUGCACGAGAAUCCUCACAGAAUGGAUACAUCAAUGAUAACAGGGGUAACAGGGAAAGCUCCAGCCGGGCGUCCAGCAGUCGUCAGAGCAGCACCGACAGCGAGAUGAAGAGCCUGGAGCCGCGUCCGUGGAGCAGCACAGACUCGGACAGCUCCAGCCGAACGCUCAGACCUCCGGUCACCAAAGCCAGCAGCUUCAGCGGCAUCUCCAUCCUCACACGAGGAGACAGUCUGGGCAGCGGCAGGGGCUCCCGCACAGGUCUUCCCACAGUCUCUCCAGACGUGUGUACUCCGUCUCAUCCGCAUCAACAGAGCCGUGGGCUCCUGCCGUGUCCCCCUCAGACCCCGAGCCAACCGGCCAAUCCGCCGCUGCUGCCGACCCCGACACACACACACACUCACACACACACACAGCACGCCAUCAGUGCGCACAAUCACAUGCUGCCUCAGCCGUCUGCGCAGGCUGUGUCUUACUCCAACCCUUCGUGUCCUCAGGUCCUCCUGCCUGUUUCUCCUUCCCAGCAGUACAACAUGGGAGACGAGUUGACUCCAGGUUUCGGGCAGAUGUCUCUAAGCCGUCAGGGCUCCAGCGAGGCACCUGAGCCACCCAGCCUUUACCAGCCUCCACCCACUGUACUAUCCCAGCAUCCUCCACCUCAGCCCAGCUACAUCAUGCCCCCGCCGCCCUCUGGAUACCAGCCUGCUGCUCCACACCCACAUCCUCCUCCGCCUCCGCCUCCACCAACACAAGCCAUCCUACAGACCGCUCCACCCACACAGGGAUACAUGCAGCCUCCGCCGCAGCAGAUCCAGGUUCAGUAUUAUUCGACCGGAGGACAGUAUCCGAAUUCAGGCCAGCAGUUCCGCUCCAUCUCUCACCAGGUGUCAUACCCCACACAGCGCGCUCAGCCGAUGCCCCCGCCGGCGCAGCCCUCCGCUCCUCUCCAGCCCAUGAUGACCAAUCAGCAGCCAGCGUACCAGAGCAUGAUGGGAGUCCAGCAGCCUCAGAGCGCCAGUAUGAUGAACACGCAGCGCACGGCCAUGAACGGACAGAUGCAGGGCAUGAUGGUCCAGUACCCACCCAUGCCCUCAUAUCAGGUGUCUGUGGGUAAUGAGAGUCAGUCUGUGGUGCAGCAGCAGUACCAGCAGCCCGUCAUGGUUCCCGCCAGUCAGUCUGUACAGGGAGCCAUGCCGACCGCGGCACCCAUGCCCGUCUACUACAGCGUGCUGACACCCACACAACAGAACAGCACAAGUCCGUCUGUGGGUUACCUGCAGCCGCCCAGUUCAGAUCAGUACCAGAUGACCCAGUCUGCCUCCCCCUGCAGCCCACAGCCAAUGCAGCAGCAGUAUUCAGGGGUUCCUCCUCCUGGUGCUGGUGUGAUGGUGAUGCAGCUCAGUGUCCCGAACGGACCGCAGCCGACCCAGAAUCCUCCGCUGGUGCAGUGGAACCCCUGCAAGUACUACAGCAUGGAGCAGAGACCCAGCAAACCCGAGCCGCAGGUCAGCAGUCCGCUGGCGUCUCCCACACAGUCUCCGGCUCCUUCUCCGUCUGGCAGCGUGAACACUGUGUGUCCGGGUCUCGGUCCGCUGCCUCUCAUCUCACAGUUCCCUCGGCCCGGCGGACCAGCACAAGAUGGACGUUACUCUUUACUGGGGCAGCCGCUGCAGUACAGUCUGUGUCCUCCUCCCAUCAUGCACAACCACAACCAGUCCUCCUACAGCUCCCAUCAGAGUCAGGGAGUGAUGAAGCACGGAGCGCGGGGGAAAAGACAAACUCUCAAAUCUGCCUCUACAGACCUCGGGACCACUGACGUGGUGGUGAGUCGUGUGCUGGAGGUCACAGAUCUCCCCGAGGGCAUCUCUCGCCCGGAGGCUGAGAAGCUCUUCAACCAGCUCUCGCUCUGCGGUGCUAAGAUCCAGUGGCUGAAGGACCCUCAGUGUCCCCGGGGCCCCGGCGGGGGACGAGGAGACCCCAGGGACCCCGCUCACCUCUACACCGUGGUGGCCGUGUUCCCCAACACCAUGGCGGCUCAGAGCGCCUCCUUCAAGCUCAACAACAGCGGUUUGUUUAAACUGCGCGCCACCAAAAAGAACUACGACUUGCGCGUGCUGGAGCGAGCGAGCUCACAGUGAGUCAGGAGAGAGAGAGAGAGAGAUGUCCAAGAGGAGGAUCUUUUUUAUUGUUUUGUAUCAUUGACAGAAGAGCACAUGUGACACAGAAGCGUGUGGCGUUGUGUGUAUCGUAUGACGCGUGCACACACACACACACACCCAUAAACACAAGCGGACGUCUUAAAGAGACAGUUCAGAGGAAAUGAAAUUAUUUACUCACAUCCAUGGCGUUCUGUGGAGCAGAUAUUUCGGAGAACGUUGCGAAAGAUAUUUUCAGUUCCUGUUGACUUCAUGAAAGUCGAUACGUACCAAAACAUUUCGAGGGAAAGGUGAUUUACUCCUCUUUCCAAACCUGUUUGACUUUCUUUCUUCUGUGGAACAUGCGAGCAGAUAUUUUGGAGAACGUUGGAAAACCUAGUCUUUUCAGUUCCGAUUGACUUCAUGUAAAUAUUGAAUAUGGAGGUCAGUCGGUACCAAAAAGGUUUUGAUGACCGACGUUUCAUCGCCAGCUGUUUCCAUUCUGUUGGAAAUACAAUCGAAGUCAAUGGGAUACUAACGUGUUCACCAGUGUUUUAUCAAAUCGAGCUGCUUCUGAAGAAAGAAAUCCAUACCUGUUUGUGUAUGUGAUCACAUGAAUGUUUCAAAAAUGAGCAGAAGUCGAUGUUUGACAUCAUCAUAUAGUGGAGAUGCUGUUUUCCAGCCUCAUGUGACGUGAGAAGAAUAUAAACCGAACUCAUUGUAUUCUACUUGAUUCUGAUUUGUGGAGCUCGACAGCUGUAUUUGAGCAGAGAAAGCUCAAUGUUCUUCCGAACAGAAGAAAGGAAGUCGAGCAGGAAGUGCUGAAAGAUGGUCUGCUUUAAUCUGAACUGUGUCUUUAAAUGCGCUCGUCUCUCCACACACUCCUCCGUCUCCGUCUCUCUUCCUCUCUCUCUCUCUCUCUCUCACGAUGUUCACUUCGGAUUUCUUCCUCUUUCACUUUCUAGCGUUUCUUGCUUUCUGUUUUGCCUUAAUGCUGUUGUGAACUUCUGUGCGCGCUGUUUCUCUCUCUCUCUCAGAUGAAUCUUCUGUUCUGGGUUCAGUAUAUUUAUAUAAGUGAUGUAAGGAUUAUAAGAAAUGAUCUAUAUAUUCAGUGAUUCUUUUCCCGUGGAUAAGUUGAAGCUCCUUCUCGUUGUGUUUGCGUUUUUUCCGUGGACAGCUCUGCAGAACGUAUCUGAGGUAUUUAAAGUGCACAAUGAUUGCGAAUGUCUACUGUAAAUUCCAUUUAAUCUCUGAUUUUUUGUUUGUUUUUAAAAAUAUAAAAUAACUCCGAAAACUC
Molecule: messenger RNA, 5036 nt
Organism: Carassius gibelio (silver crucian carp)
Lineage: Eukaryota; Metazoa; Chordata; Actinopteri; Cypriniformes; Cyprinidae
Product: R3H domain-containing protein 2
Exons: 25
Coding region: 743-3742 (999 amino acids)
Molecular function (GO): nucleic acid binding
Source: RefSeq, a predicted model, not a curated record